AUGAGCGCCGGCGGCGGGGAGGAGGAGGAGGAGGUGUUCUACGAGUCGCGGGACCGCGUGCUCUCCUCCUCCUGCUCCUCCACCUCCGCCUCGGACGAUGACGACAACGACCGCCCGCGACGGCGCCGGGACGGGGCCGCCUCUGCCGCCGCCGCGGCGGCGGCGCUCGACGUGUGGACGUCCGAGCCGGCGCCCGUGCAGGAGCGGCGCGGGAAGCUGCUCCAGAUGAUGGGGCUCGCCGGGGACCCCGCCCUGACGCGCCUCGAGAUGGGCCGAUCGGUCUCCUACGACGGGCCCGUCCGCCCGGCGCCGGCCUCGCCCAUCUCCCGAUCCAGAUCAGACGGCGCCGUGCCUGUCUCGGCGACGAAACCCCCGCUGGGCGGGCGGUCGCGCCAGGCGUCGUCGGGCUCCUCCGAGGCCACGCCCGAAGGGGAGGAGACCGACCCGAGGUGCCUAAUCCGGAACCUCGACGACGGCAGCGAGUUCGUGGUCAAGGAGGAGUUCGAGCUCCGCGAGGUCGGCACGGGCCGGCAGCUCACCAUGGAGGAGUUUGUUGACCUCUGCGUCGGCCGCUCGCCUAUCGUCCAGGAGCUCAUGCGACGCGAGAAUGUUGCCAACUCCGGCUCAAACAACGGCUCGUCCACCCCCAUCCAGAGGUCCAACUCCGACUCCAGCAACGGAGCAACGCGACACCGGCGGCAUAGCAGCUGGCUUCGGAGCGUUCGAAACGUCAUCGGCUCCAUGGUGGUCAGCUCCCGCGACCGCCGCAGCAGCGACGAGAAGGACACGUCGUCGGAGAAAGGCGGGCGCCGGUCCAGCUCAGCAACAGAUGACAGCCAGGACAGCGCCGGAGCCGUGCACCAUGGCCCGGUGCGCGUUAAGGUGAGGCAGUAUGGGAAGUCGUACAAAGAGUUCAGUGGCCUAUUCAUGAACCAGGAGAUUCAGGCUCACAAUGGGUCCAUCUGGAGCAUCAGGUUUAGUCCAGAUGGCCGGUACCUCGCGAGUGCUGGGGAAGACUGCGUGAUCCAUGUCUGGGAAGUGUCAGAGUUUGAGAGGAAACGCGAGGAGAACGGAGUGUGCAAUCCUUUUGUUGCCAUAGCGUGCAACGGUUCGCCGGAGCCGACAUUAGCAUUGGCCAGCAGUGUGGAUGGGAGCAACCGUGAGAAGAAGCGUCGGGCAAGGUUCUUGGAGGGCCGUAGGUCUGGGAGCUCAGACCGGCUAAUGGUGCCAGAGCAUACGUUUGCGCUGUCAGAAAAGCCGAUUCGGACCUUCGUGGGGCAUUCAGAAGACGUGCUGGAUCUCUGCUGGUCCAAAUCCCAGUACUUACUUUCAUCUUCAAUGGAUAAAACGGUGAAGUUAUGGCACAUUUCGAGCACUUCCUGUCUGAAAACAUUCUCACACAGUGACUAUGUGACAUGCAUCCAGUUCAACCCUGUUGAUGAUAGAUACUUCAUUAGUGGUUCACUGGAUGAAAAAGUCCGCAUAUGGAGCGUUCAAAACCGUGAAAUUGUUGAUUGGAAAGAUUUGCAUGAAAUGGUCACUGCUGCUUGCUAUACCCCAGAUGGACAGAGCGCAUUAAUUGGUUCCCAUAAAGGCAGCUGCCAUAUUUAUGAUACAUCUGAUAAUAAGCUUCUCCAAAAGAAACAAAUUGACCUGCAAAAUAAGAAAAAGAAGUCCAGUCAGAAGAAAAUCACUGGAUUUCAGUUUCUCCCAGGGAGUACUUCAAAGGUCCUUAUUACAUCUGCAGAUUCAAGAAUCAGGGUUGUUGAUGGCCUUAAUCUAGUUCACAAAUACAAAGGUUUCCGAAACACUAACAGCCAGAUUUCAGCCUGUUUAGCUGCAAAUGGGAGGUAUGUGAUCUCAGCAAGUGAGGAUUCCCAUGUGUACAUAUGGAGAAACGAUGAUAACCUUGAACAAGGCAGAAGCAAGGGGAAUGUUACUGUCACCAAUUCCUAUGAACAUUUCCACUGCCAGGAUGUGACAGUUGCUGUUGCACUGCCAUCUAAUGGCUCAGCAAUGGUAUCCAGAGCAAACUCCACGAAGCACGAUGAGCAGGAUUCUGUAUUGGAGCAUUCUCUGCUGCAUGCUGUCCCUGAAAAACUGCAAGAUUCCUCUGAUUUCCAGCCUCAAAGUGGCAAUAUCCUAAGCACCAGUUCAAAUCACAGUGGUGAUAGAGCAACUUGGCCUGAAGAGCUCAUGACGCCAACAAAGCAGAGCCCUCGGUCUAGUGCCAGUCUUCCCAGUGGUGCUGAUCAAGCUCCAAGUCGGUCAGCCUGGGGAACUGUAAUUGUCACGGCAGGCCGUGGAGGUCAGAUCAGAACAUUUCAGAAUUUUGGGUUUCCUGCUCGAGUAUAG
This is a messenger RNA of Miscanthus lutarioriparius, 2355 nucleotides long. The record is from the annotation of a GenBank genome assembly. NCBI's taxonomy places the organism in Eukaryota, Viridiplantae, Streptophyta, Magnoliopsida, Poales, Poaceae.